UAAACAGCUGUAUAUGGCGGGAGAUUUGUUGACUGAAGUCGCUCACAACAAAAUAAUUUACAACAAUGCUUGCUGAAAAAGCUCUUGAACUUAUUCGUGAGCUUCAACGCUCCGUUGACGGUUCCCUGUCGCCAUAUAAUGAGGACAAAGCACGUCAAGUCCUGGAGGAAAUGAAGGCUUUAUUUGAUCAAAACCAAAAAGAUGUGAGUGCCACUGUGGCGGGGGAGAGUGGAUUAUUUUCAGGUGUCCAGCUUCGACACUCUGCCCUGGAAAGGAAUAAGCGGUGUCUUCUGGCAUACUUAUACAACAGGAUAGAGCAUAUAAAGAAGAUGCGAUGGGAGUUUGGUAGUGUCUUACCUGCAGACAUAAAAUUCAAUAUGUGCGAACAGGAAGUCCAGUGGUUUGGGAAGUACAAUAAGAUGCUGGCGAGUUAUAUGAGGUCAAUAGGCGGUGAAGGAGGUCUAGAUCUGACACAGGACCUCAAACCACCCAAGACAUUGUAUAUAGAGGUGCGAUGCCUAAUGGACCAUGGUGAGUUUGAAACACAAGAUGGGAACAUACUGGUGCUAAAGAAAAACAGUCAGCAUUUCCUUCUGAGAUCGGAAUGCGAACACUUGAUCCGCCAGGGAAUCUUGGAACAUAUCGUACAAGGAUGAGCAGCACUAAACUCCCAGACCAAGUCAUUUAGAUCUCCCCAUUCCAUCAUAUACACCAACUCUAUAGAGGUUUAAAAGAACUGUCCAGGUCUUCAGGAUCUGUUCCUGGUUUAUCAAGUACGGUCACCUAGUCAUUGAUUUCUGUGCCCGCUCGGUCAACAUCUGUUUAGGUCCACCAGGUCCUUCAGGAACUGUUCAGAUCGAUUGAGGUCUGUACCAACGGUAUGAAGAACUUCCGGGCGUCUACGGAGGUCUGUAAAGAGCUGUUGAGAUCAGUUGAUAGCCAUUUCAAGGUUUAGAGAGUAUUGUAUAUCUCCGGCAAAAUAAAGUGAUGUAUAGAAAUAUGAACAUGCAUUGAAGAAAGUAUCUGGUGUGACUAUAUACUGUACACGCUCCUCUUGGUCUUUUGUAAAUAUGUAUUUGUAUCUUGCCAUUAAGAAACUUUUUUUUAACUAGAACAUGUUCAUGCAACAUUGUGAUCUACUGUUAAUGAGAGAGUAUGGCUGUACUUGUUAUGUUUAUAUCAGAAUUACAACCAGAAUAUGUACCAUAUUGUUAUCUACUAUGAAUGAGAGAAUGGCAGUAUCUAGUGUCUUUAUUGGACUUGCCUUUGACAAAACUAGGGGCUGGAUCCCUUGUCAGAGGAAAAAUAUACUUUGCUUGUUUAGAGCUCCCUUGUCAGAGGAAAAAUAUACUUUGCUUGUUUUUGAAUUUGGCCCUGUAUGUAGUUAGAGCUGAAUCAAGCAUUGUUGAUUUAAUAGGGAGUUUGAACAGCUUAACACCUGAAGGGUUCUAGUGCUGUCUUCUGUAAUAAUUUAUUGAUCAAUAAAAUUAUAUUCUUGUAUUA
Mizuhopecten yessoensis (Yesso scallop) is the source of this 1503-nucleotide messenger RNA. RefSeq names its product DNA replication complex GINS protein PSF1-like. Lineage: Eukaryota; Metazoa; Mollusca; Bivalvia; Pectinida; Pectinidae. Bases 66 to 656 code for a protein of 196 amino acids. The record is from RefSeq and is a predicted model, not a curated record. Gene Ontology annotation, cellular component: GINS complex. Gene Ontology annotation, biological process: DNA replication; DNA strand elongation involved in mitotic DNA replication. The transcript has 7 exons.